Molecule: messenger RNA, 516 nt
Organism: Colletotrichum graminicola M1.001
Lineage: Eukaryota; Fungi; Ascomycota; Sordariomycetes; Glomerellales; Glomerellaceae
Product: ctr copper transporter
Exons: 4
Coding region: 1-516 (171 amino acids)
Biological process (GO): copper ion transmembrane transport
Cellular component (GO): membrane
Molecular function (GO): copper ion transmembrane transporter activity
Source: RefSeq, a predicted model, not a curated record
AUGGACCACUCCCACAUGGAUCACUCCCACAUGGACCAUUCCAUGAUGGACCACUCCGCCAUGGAUCACGGCAACAUGGGCGGAAACGGCAUGGGCGGCGGCAUGGGCGACCGGUGCAGCAUGAACAUGCUCUUCACCUGGGAAACCAAGAACCUUUGCAUCGUCUUCCGUCAGUGGCACGUCCGCUCUACGUCCGGCCUCAUCAUUUCCCUCCUCCUUGUCGUUGCCCUCGCCGCCGGCUACGAGGCCCUCCGCGCCGCCUCCCGCCGCUACGAGAACUCCGUGAACAAGCGCAUCGAAUCCCUCCCCAGACGCGAACAGGUCGAGGCCAGCAAGAGCGCGCACCUCCUCAAGGCUGCCCUCUAUGCCGCACAAAACUUCUACGCCUUCAUGCUCAUGCUCGUCUUCAUGACAUAUAACGGCUGGGUCAUGGUCGCCGUUGCGGUCGGCGCGUUUGUGGGCUACGCCUUGUUCGGAAGCACGACCUCGUCGACAAAAGACAACGCCUGUCACUGA